UGUAAUUGUCCCAAAGUAAAUUUGGUAACAAAAUAUAACUUCUGCUUUUUAUUACAAAAAGAAAGGCAACGAGGGGAAGGGCAGUGAGGACUCAGGCGGUUAUGUGCGGAUUUACGAAGUUGGAGGAGCUGACUGUAAAUGUAAUAAAACAGAGCCACUUUCAUACAAAGACAUUUGUUCAAGUUCAAUUCUGAUGCACACUGUCAAUAUGAAUAUAAAUGGAAUGAGCUUACUGAUGUCAGUUGUAUCGUACACCUUCUACCAAUAAGUGUUGUCUAAUCAGUUGGAUGCAUAUAGCAUAUGGCAGCAGUAGAUAAGACACUGUUUUGUUUUUGUCAUUGGGGUGGUGAGAACGUGAUACGCAAAGAUGGAUCUAUCACAUACGUGGGUGGGAUUACUGAUCAGAUUAUGGUAAAAUCAGGCAUAACUUAUGAUGCUUUUGCGAAGGCUGUUUUCAAUAGAUUGCGUAUUGAGCCUUCAAGCAAAGUGCUGCACUUCACUGUGAAAUUCAACAAGACACAAUUAAUAAGGUUGACAGAUCAAGAUGGAGUUGACAAUUUGAUACGGUUCAACGAUGAUUUUGCACACGUCUAUGUAGAGGAGGCAGUUGUUGCCACACCCAUUGUGGGUAGCAUAAGGGGAUCAACUGCUGAUGUCCAAACAAUCCAUGCACAUUCCGGGGAAGGUCAUGUCGGUGGUGAUCAUUCAGCUUCGGUGACCUCACGUAGUGAUUCAACCCCGCUUGCCUCUGCCAUGUCAGAUGAGACAAUUUUGGAAGAAGGACAAGCAUUUGAGAAUGCCGAAGUAUUUCGGCAAGCUAUAUUCAGAUAUGCAAUUGCCAAGAAAUUCACCUACAAGUACCUUAACAAUAGCCCGAAAUAUAUGAAAAUUCAAUGUGCCGUUGAUGAGUGCCCAUGGAAAUUAACCGCUGGGCGAGAGGGAUCGUCAAACCUUGUUUCAGUUAAAACAGUCAUUGACAAUCAUUCACAUUCUGCAAUGGAUCAGAUAAAGUGUAAACCCAAAUUGAUGGCUAAGUUGAUGGGGCAUAUCAUCCAGGAAAAGAUUAUGGAUAGUCCAACUUAUUUGCCACAAGAACUUUAUGAUGACUCAGUGAAGAAUUUAGCGAUUACAUUAACCAAAAACCAAGCAUCGGCUAUCAAGAAGAAGGCUAAAGAGGUGAUUCAUGGGAAAUUAGAGAACUACUUUAAGGUAAUACCUUGGUUGUGCAAUCGUCUAGUGGAAUUAAUGCCUGGAACAAUUGCUAAAUGGUCAUGUACAGAGGACAACGUAUUCAAACAACUGUUUGUUUCAUACGAGUGCUCAAUACGCGGCUUCCGUGUAGGUUGUAGACCAUUGAUUUUUAUAGAUGCUCGGCACUUGAAUGGUCCAUGCAAAAGCACUUUACUAGCUUGUUCAGCAUUGGAUGCAAACAAUGAGAUUUACCCUCUUGCUUAUGGUGUGCUUACUUCAGACGAUAAGGAAGAUUGGUUGUGGUUUCUAGAGCACUUGAAGCUCGUGGUACGAGACCGAGAAGUGGUUAUUGUUUCUGAUAGGAAUUCUUCUAUACUGUCAGCGGUAGAAAAGACAUUUGAUUCAAAUGGCCAUGCUCAUUGUUUUCGUGAUGUGCAAGAGAACUUCAGUAAGUUUAUUGAUACUAAUCGUAACUUUAAGUUGCAAAGUAAAGGCAAGGAGACUGCACAUAAGUACCUAAAUGAGAUUGCUUAUGCACGGACUGUGGACACAUAUGAGAAAGGCCUUGCCAGAAUGUGUACAUUUCGUAAGGAUUUAUAUGAUUGGGUGAUUACCAGCAGGCCUGAAUAUUGGUCUAACGCUUUCUUUAAGAAAUGCCGUUGGGAUUAUUUGAAUAGUAAUGAGGUAGAGUCAUUUACUGCUUGGACAGGGGACAUGAGUUUGUUGCAUAUUCCCCUUAUGAUGGAACCUAAUCGUGUGAAGUUGUCCCAAAUUUUACUCAGUAAACAAACUGAAGCAAGAAACUGGAAACUUCCUGUUGGCCCAAAGAUUGAGGAAAGGAUUCUUGAAAACCAAAAGCUCAGCCAUGGUCUUGUUGCUACACUUCAUUCUGAUUUUGAUGCUGAGGUACAGGAAACCUGUGAUGUGAAAUUAGUUGUGAAUCUUAAAUUUGGUACUUGCACUUGUUUGGAGUGGCAAAUGAGUGGUAUCCCAUGCCGGCAUGCAUGCUGUGCAAUUGCAUUAGCAGAUAUGGAUGUGUAUCAGUGUGUGGCAGAUUGGUACAAGAGGGAGGUGCAGGAGCUUAUAUAUGCUGAAGUGAUGAAUGAUGUUCCAACAAUUGAAAUGGCAUGUCCCGAUGUGCUUGGUGUUGGUGUUGCAGGUGUCUCAAACUUCGAAAACACUUCCACUUCACAAAACAAUGAUGUUGUGCUUGCUCCAUGUGCCCCAAAGAUUAAACGGCCCCGUGGCCGCCCUAGGAAGAGACCGUUUGAGGCCCUUGUCUUGGGUGUUAGACAUUUACGCUGUUCUCGUUGCAAUGUUGUUGGACACAACCGUAAAACAUGCAAAGAAUCUUUAUAGAUUUGGUGGGAACUCUGUUGAUGGAUGGUAGUUUGGUUAGGGUGGACAUAUGUUUUUUCUUGACAUUUUGCCUUGUACUGUUUCACUUGGCUAGUGUUUUGAUCGAUAAAGCGUAUUCCUAGAUUAUUGUAUUAAAUUGAGCUGAACUGACGUAAGAGUCUGUUUUGUGGAUUAUGAAUCUUAAUUACUACCAAGUUUAGUGGAUGUGAAACAGUUCCCUGAA
Molecule: messenger RNA, 2773 nt
Organism: Camellia sinensis
Lineage: Eukaryota; Viridiplantae; Streptophyta; Magnoliopsida; Ericales; Theaceae
Source: RefSeq, a predicted model, not a curated record